This is a messenger RNA of Desarmillaria tabescens, 591 nucleotides long. Its product is annotated as retrieval of early ER protein Rer1. The coding region runs from base 1 to 591 and encodes 196 amino acids. The transcript is spliced from 6 exons. Gene Ontology annotation, biological process: protein retention in ER lumen; retrograde vesicle-mediated transport, Golgi to endoplasmic reticulum. The record is from RefSeq and is a predicted model, not a curated record. NCBI's taxonomy places the organism in Eukaryota, Fungi, Basidiomycota, Agaricomycetes, Agaricales, Physalacriaceae. Gene Ontology annotation, cellular component: Golgi membrane.
AUGUCCGACAGCGACUCUGGCGAUGGUAGCCCCAUACAAAAUAUCACAGCUGCAUAUGGGCGCAUCCAACGGCAGUACCAGCAAAUUUUAGACCGAUGGACACCUCAUAUGUUGAAUCGUUGGCUGGCAACUGGUGGGAUACUUUGUGUAUUCCUGCUAAGGGUAGUGUUCGCCCAAGGAUGGUAUAUUGUAUGCUAUGCGCACGCAAUAUACCUCCUUAAUCUUCUCCUUGCAUUCCUUCAGCCAAAAUUUGACCCUUCACUACAAGAAGACCUGCUCGCAGACGAGAUAGAGGGCGGCGACGCUGGCUCUGCUAGCCCUCUUCCAAGUCAGCGUGAUGAUGAGUUCAGACCGUUUGUGAGGCGCCUACCUGAAUGGCAGUUCUGGCUUUCCGCUACAAGGGCAACGAUCUUAGCGCUUCUUGCCACAACCUCGGAAGUUUUUGAUGUACCUGUCUACUGGCCUAUUUUAGUUGUCUACUUCUUCGUGCUGUUUGCUUUGACAAUGAGGCGGCAAAUACAACAUAUGAUCAAGUACAAGUACGUUCCAUUCGAUAUUGGCCGUAAAGCAAGAUACGGGGGUGGAAAAUAG